AUGCGUUUACAAAGCGGUGUCUUGUUGGCUGCGAGCAGCGUGCUGGCUGUUCUGGCUCAAGCGGAUGCCUCGCCCGUCGAUAAGGGAAUGUUUCGAGUGCGGAUGAUGCGUCAACAGGGGACGACUGAGGUUGUUGACACUGCGGCUACACCAUCUCUGGCAGCGAUCUCUCCAGCCAAUGCGACGACAACACCACUGCUGCCAACGACUCCACCUACCAAUGCGACAACGACACCACUGAUUGCGACGACUUCUUCCGUCAACGCGAUGACUUCUCCCGUCAACGCCACAACUCCAUUCUUGGCCUUGUCGGUAUUUGCUGAGGCAAAGUCCAGUUUAGCUGCGAAAGCGGGAGUUGCUCCUACGAAUACUUCUGAGGUCGCGAAGCCGUCGGCUGACGGUGUGACUUCAAAUCUCACAGAUGGCGCUCAUCUUUCAAGCCCAACCACGAGCGCGGCAGCCUCUGGUUGUAAGGGUUAUACCAUUGUUCAAAAUGAUAUCGGCGACGGCAUCGCUAAGGAACAUGGCAUCACUCUCAACGAGCUGCAAGAGCACAACCCUGGAGUCAAUCUGGAGAUAUUGCAGCCUAGUCAGACGCUAAUACUGCCUCCAUAUGCUACUGGUGCAGAUCUACAUGCUGCAGCAUCGUGUGGUAUCACUCUGGUUGGCCCGGCUCCCUCAUCCAGCACACCCUCUACGAAUUCCACGACACCUCUUCCUCCGGAGACGCAGGCGACGACUACUUCUGUGCCGCCAUGUGGCACUUUGUGA
Molecule: messenger RNA, 771 nt
Organism: Cyphellophora europaea CBS 101466
Lineage: Eukaryota; Fungi; Ascomycota; Eurotiomycetes; Chaetothyriales; Cyphellophoraceae
Exons: 1
Coding region: 1-771 (256 amino acids)
Source: RefSeq, a predicted model, not a curated record